AUGAAAGCACGAGAGGAGAGGAAGUCAUUUCAAAGAACCACAGACCCUGCCAAGAAGUGAUGGAGGAUUUAAGAGCAGCGUAAGAUGUCUGCCACUGCUGGAUCAUGGGGGACCCCCCCCCCCUGAUUGGAGACACUGAGUUCUGAAUCUGGAAAAUUAGUGUAAGAGACGACCACCCACCUGCUCACCUGUACUGCUGUCGCCCCCUCCCUCCACUUUCAAGGGGGUAGUGAUGUUCUGUUACAUGAGCUCACACCUGAAAGAGGAAGCAGCCACUUCUGGUUAGCUAUUUCUGUGCCGUUUAACCUAAAACGUGUUUGAUGGAGCAUUUCUCACUGAAGCUGGUUAGGACUGGACGUUUGAACCAUGAGGCCUGAUCCCUGGCUGACCGUCCUGGGGGGCUUUAUUCUGGCAGGGCUUCUUCUGCCCCUGAAAGCUGAUGGGAGACCAGAUCCUUCCCAGCCCAACCAGCCAGACCAGGAGAGAGGGGGCACAAGACCACCGGACCAGGGGCACCCCUGGCGAAAGGACCAACACAGCAAGAGUGAGGGGGGGCACCCAUCCACCCAGUCAGGUGAAGAUGGUUGUUCUGAUGAAGUUAGAGUUCAACGUAACACAAAACAUGACGUUGUCCAAGGAGAAGAACUCAGGAUUAGAUGUCCUGUUGUUUUCUGCAGCCAAACACCACCAACAGUUGUUUGGUAUAAAGUUGAUGAACCUCAGAUUCAGAUCAACACCAGCAGCAGCAGAGGAAUGAAAAUAGUCUGGGAACAAACUAAAAAGUUGGAGGGAACCUCCUUUUUGGUUUUUGAAAGGAUCCAUAGAAAUAAUUCAGGUCUGUAUCGAUGUGCACUGAAAGGCACCAUUGGACAUAGCAUUACAGUUCAACUCUAUGGUCAAAAUGAAACCAAAACCAUCACAACAAAAACUGCAAAUCACACAACUGAAGCACCUAAUAAAGAUGCUGAAAAAUUCUGGACUUAUCUGUACUUUGUUCCUGGGAUUGUUCUGUUUGUCGUCAUGGUCAUAAUCAUAUCCAUCGUCUCCAUGAGGGGCUGUAGAGUCAAACCAAAGGAGACUCAACCUGAAAACCAGUACGCAUCCGUCCCAAUGGUGGAACUAUCCGGACACCUCCAGCUCUCGGCGAGAGGAAGCCCCGUUGUGCCGCCGGGUCGAAGGUUGACAAAGAGGCGGCCAGGGGAGUCAACCCCGUCAGGAAACAACCAGCAGCUUCAUCCCCCCAUGAGUCAGGACAGGAACAGACAAAGGGGUGUGGACACAGAAGACAACACCUCUGGUGUUCUUUAUGUGACUCUCAACCUGCAGCAGAGGCCUGGAGGUCGCACAGCGAGGACAGAAGAGCCGCCGUCGGAAUACGCCGCUAUCCGAGUGAAAUGAGGAGCUGGGAUUGUUCUGGAGGACCGUCUCACAGCAGGGAUACCGAAAAUCUGAACGCUGCCGACGGACGAGGAGGCAGCGUUUUUCUGAUCAACACGUCCUGUGCGUCACCUCAAACGAGAUCAAAAUUAGCUCACAGGAAGUUCAUUUCUAGUUGAAGCUAACCCACCAUCAGAUACAAAGUAAACCACAGACAUUUUUUUAAAAACCCAAAAAUUUGAUGAUAAUUCUUUGGCUUGAGGCUGAGAUGUUGCUGUUGUGGUUAACACGUCAUGUCGGCAAACGGGUGUUUUUAUAACAGAGUCUGACCAACUUGUUUGACUGGGGCAAGAAUGAAAAACAAUUUCCACACCUUUCUUUGGUUCGGUUUCACAUUACACUUCUGAAGGUGGACCAAUGUUUCUGGACAAAGUCGAGCACAAAUAACAGGAAACAAGAGGAAAAAUGUUGAAGAAGAUGAAGAAACAAUAAAUGCAAGAUCCUCCAAGUCUUUUAAAACCCCCUGACCCUUAUGACCCUCAAGAUCCCCACAAGAUCCUGAAAAUUCUCAUAAACCUCAGUACCCCCUUUGAGCCUGAUAAUUCUCACAAUCAUAGACCCUGAUGAUCUCUUUGAUCCUCACACUCCUUGUGAUCCUUUUUAUCUUCAUUACCUGAUCCUCACAAUCUUUCUGCUCCUCAGGAUCCUUGUGAUCCCAAUGCUGUUGUCCUAAUGCUCGCCAACAACGCUUAUUUCAACAUUUUAUCUCUUAACUGUUACGGGUCGCUGGUGGAGAUUAACCCAGGAGCUGGAAGACAUUUGAAAGAUUUAAUAACAGAGAACCAAAGCACAUAGGCCAAAUACAAAAGACAGUCCAACAUAGAACAGAACCGCUUUAAAAAAGGAGCACAAAUGGGACAAUUUCAGGCAGCUGGGAGCAACUCCCAAAGAAAUUAGGGGGGUGGGGCCUACAGGAGAAACCCAGAACCAAAAAACCAAAACAUAACAUUAGCUCUUCUUAUUUCUCUUGAACAGCAGCUUAAGUGAGUUCCUCUUUUAUGGUCCGGUUACAGCCGCACUGCAGUCGAGCCACACCAGGGUUCACUUGCAUCCGAGCAAAAUCCUGAAUUUCAGACAUCCUAAUUGGCUAGUUUGGUGUGUAUCAGAGUUCAGGUGAGCUCUCACACCUGCCCUAACAGAACUAGAGCCAGAACCAGCUGAGGACAGGCGGUCCUGGUGUGAACCCAUCCUGAAAGACUACAACGUGUUUUUAGAACAAACUACUGAACACGCAGCAACAAAAAAGAUUCUGUCUCAGUGAUCUGAGAAGAUAAAUGUUAGGAAACACAUAAAGUUUUACCACUAAAGGAUCACAAUCUUUGGACUAGAAUUUCCCAGUAUUUAUGUUGCACUUGAUUCAUAUUUUUGUUCCCUUUAAGUCGCAAAACUGCCUUCCAGGCCCUUUUUUAGCAUCAAACAUUACAAAUUGCCAACAUAAUUCCCUUUUUCAGACAAGAUUUCUGCUCCAAAUGCUUUAAAUUAAAAUUCUGGCCUUUGAGACUCAGAUUUGUGCCACAAAAGUGAGAAAUAUUUAGUCAUAUGUUUCUCAAAUCUGUCAGGAUUUAUUCAUAAAUCAGAAGAAACUGAAUAGAAGCUCCAAAGGGGAUUCAAAUGUCAUUCAUGGGAGAAAGUAUAAAAUGUCAUCACACAUCUCUGGAUCUUUAAGAAAAUAUUUCUCAUAUCUGGGGAAGUCAGAAGAAUUUCAGGUUUAUGCAAAUCUCCUGCUAAGGUACCUGUAAAGAUAAAUGUUACUGUAAAUCCCACACUGGUGCGUGGGAAUAUGACCAAUAUUUGAGUCAUUUCUUAAUAUUUUGGUAUUUUACCCUUCACUCUCACAAACAGGAAUCGAGACAUUUCGGUUUGUGUUUUUUUUUGAAGUGAAACCGUGCUGACGGUUCCAGCAUCACUUACAUUUUCCUGCAUGAGUCACCUGCAGAAAAACGACAACCCCUGAACUCAGCGGGGCGCGGACAGGACCCUGCAGAACUCCGUGUUUCCAGACAAGGUUCAGACUUUCACACCCAGACGUGGAAAAACUGUGAAAUCAGGCUUAAAAAUGUGAAUAUUAAGCUUAUAUGAAGCUUUUUUUUUUUAACUUUGGAAACUGGUGAUGAUUAAUUUUCCUUCUGUGAUUUCAUGCUUUUGCACAUCUCUGACUAGAAUACGCAGAACUUCUUUAUUUUUUACAACCUUAUCUGAUAAAUAGAUGAAUAGGGAACGUGUGAUUAGUCAUUUUAUAUAAGUAUACGCCAUUUACCAUUCUGUGCAAUCAAGCAUCUAAAGUUGAUUUUUCUUUUUAAAUUAAACUGCCUCUUGUGUUCCUUGAAGUGAAACCAAGUUUGAAAAUGUGGAAGCAGAAGCGACGCCUUGAAAAUAAACUAUUCCCAGA
This is a messenger RNA of Oryzias latipes (Japanese medaka), 3826 nucleotides long. RefSeq lists its product as uncharacterized. Lineage: Eukaryota; Metazoa; Chordata; Actinopteri; Beloniformes; Adrianichthyidae. Gene Ontology annotation, molecular function: signaling receptor activity. Gene Ontology annotation, cellular component: plasma membrane. The record is from RefSeq and is a predicted model, not a curated record. Gene Ontology annotation, biological process: immune response-regulating cell surface receptor signaling pathway.